GUCGUGAAAGAAGAAUGUUGUGUUGCCUAGGUGGUCUGCUUCGGGGGUUUUUUCGACCCGAGAACUAGCGCCAUACGGCUUUCGGCGAAAGCAUACAUCGCGACUUGCGUACGACAUAUAAGUCAAUGUCGUCAGUUUGUUUACCACGAGAACGUGCUUCUAAUAAAUUCAGAAAAGUUAUUAAAAUUCAUUGCUAUUCUAUCAUCUAAAGUUGAGGAAGAUUUGUUUCGCAAACUUCUCGUCACCAUACGAUUAUUCAUCUGUUUUCUUCGGUGAAGAAAUAUUCAUCUGCUUUCUUCGGUCAUCUGUUUGGACGGAAAAUUUGAGGUUGAGCAACCAAAACCAAAGGUGAAGUGCCCUUGGAGCCUUGUGCAACCGGUGGAGUGAUCGCCACGAAGCAAGUGCAGAGGAGGUUAUCCCCUUUUUCCCUCCUGGAGCCAAUUCUGCUACUGAGUUGAGUGGAGGAUCACAGGACUUCAUACGUCAACGUCGACUUCUGGUUGCCGAUCAUUUAUUGGUGCCGAAGAAACCAGGGAAUCUUUAGAUAUUCAGUCUAAUUUCAUUCAUCUGAUUGCUUUCAUUUCAUAUUUCAUUGUCGUUAUUUCAUUCGGAGAAAUUAACAGUGCAAUUCUUUAUUUGUUUUUUUUUGUUAUCGCUCAUCAUCUGUUUGUUAUCUUCGCAUCGUCUGUUCAUUUCAGCGAAGUUUUCGGAAUUCAUUUAGCUACCGGGGUUGUUCAAGAAGUAAAAUGCCGUCGAUGGAUAAAUUGAAGGCUUUGAUCAACGAAUCCAUCGUCAAGCGAGAAAAUGCUUUCGCCGCGGCCUCUACUUUAUUUAAAUUAAUUAAAGGGUUGACUAAUGAGGCAGAUGUGGCCAAUAUGUGUUUAUCUGAGCUCUUUAAGAUAGAGAAGGCCUUCAAAGAGGCUGAUGAGUUGAUUGUUAAACUCAACUCUCAGUUGGAGGAGCCAGAACGGGACGGAUCGCCAUCGAAAUUCGCGGCAUUUUUUGAGAUUUGCCUGCAGAUCCGCGCUGCCCACAGUCAGCUGACUGCGUCUACGUCGGUCGCAAAGACGGGUUCAUCCUCCUCUGUUGACCUUCCGAUUCCUCGGGUCGAGUUGCCAUGUUUUCAUGGUAAAAUCGAAGAAUGGCCCGGCUUCAUCGCACUAUUCGACGCUCUUGUGCAUCAAAGCAACUCCCUGGCGCCUGUUCAAAAAUUUCACCUGCUAACGUCUGCUCUCUCAGGUGAAGCGGCUUCUGUCAUCUCCGGCUUUGAGCUAAAUUCAGUCAAUUAUCCUCUGGCUUAUCAGGCCCUUUACGCUCGGUACCAAAAUCCCCGUCGGCUGGCUGACUUGUAUGUGAACCAGAUACUGGAUUCGCGGCCGGCGUCUGUUUCUUCUUUAUCCCAGUUGAAACAAUUCGCCACCACGCAUCAAAAUGCCAUCAACGCCCUCAAGGCAUUGCCCAUCCCAGAUUUGGCUGAUUAUCUUCUGUUUUCUCUUGCCUUGCGCAACUUAGACGUACCAUCUCGCCAGCUGUUCGAGGGGCAAUUAUCCUCUGAUGACUUUCCUAACCUCACCCAAUUGCUCGAAUUCACCAAUCGACAAUUACGAGUGUUGGAAAGCACUUCCAUCACUUCGUCCCGUGCGUCUGCGCCAAAGAGGCCGCCUAGACCUCAAUCACCAGCGGGGUCAGCGUCUGCUCCUUCAUCGUCUGGGCCCUCCUCUGCUGGUCCGUCCUCCCGUCGUCCUGCCUAUGCAGGUGUGCGUCCUCCUACAUCUUCUGGUUCGUCGUCAGUGUGUGUGUUCUGCUCGGCGAAUCACUCAAUUCGCCAGUGUCGUGAGUUCAAAGCCAUGACCAUCCAUCAGCGAAGAGCUUUCGUGACUGAGAGGCGAUUAUGUAGAAAUUGCAUGUCAUCGUUCCACGCCACUGCUGAUUGUGGUUCGGAUCAGUGCUGUCACACGUGCGGGGGGCGUCACCAUACGAUUCUUCAUCUGGCACCUGUUGGCCCUACGCCCUCUCUUGGUACCCAAACGGAGGAGAAACCAACGAAUCAGACUCCCUCUCAACCUUCUGGUUCGUCGGAGCCGCCAGCCCGUGCCUCCACCUCUCGAGGUAGUUCAGUGAGAGGCCGAAGGACUGGCCUGGGGGGGUCUCGCACGCCUCCUAAGGGGUCAAGUUCAGCAUCUUCUGGAAGCGGUUCCGAAUGA
Coccinella septempunctata (seven-spotted ladybird) is the source of this 2204-nucleotide messenger RNA. RefSeq lists its product as uncharacterized. The transcript has 2 exons. NCBI's taxonomy places the organism in Eukaryota, Metazoa, Arthropoda, Insecta, Coleoptera, Coccinellidae. The record is from RefSeq and is a predicted model, not a curated record. The coding region runs from base 747 to 2204 and encodes 485 amino acids.